GCAAAGCCCGGGCUGGAUUCCUGGCACCGCCGGGAGCCGCGCCUCUUCAAGGUGUUCGUGGAGGAGGGAGCCCGUCGUCCGGGGAGUCCGAUCGGCAGAGGACCGGGGUCGGUGGUGCCCAGAAGCGGCGGACGGGGCUGGAAAUAGCAACGGAACGAAUGCAGAGUCCCGUGGUGGGGGCACCUUUAAGGCCAACAAAGUCUAAUUCCAGGUGGCUUUUGAAAGAUGUGCUGUGAAACAAACAGGCGGUUCCUGCUCCUUUAUGCGUCCCAGAAGGGCCAGGCCAAAGCUAUAGCUGAAGAGAUUUGCCAGCAAGCCACGGAACGUGGAUUCAGAGCCGAUAUUCACUGCAUCAGUGAGUCAGACAAGUAUAACUUGAAUAGAGAAAAGGACCCCGUGGUUAUUGUCACUUCCACGACUGGUGAUGGAGAACCCCCAGACACAGCACUCAAGUUUGUUAAAGAAAUUAACGACAGAACGCUGCCCCAGAGUCACUUUUCCCAUUUACGAUAUGGAUUGCUUGGUCUGGGAGACUCAGAAUACACCUUCUUCUGCAACGGGGGGAAGCUACUGGACAAACGGUUUCGGGAACUUGGAGCGCAGCGUUUUUACGAGACUGGGCUAGCCGACGACGCUGUAGGUUUGGAGCUGGUGGUCGAGCCAUGGAUUGCUGGACUUUGGGCUGCCCUCAGCCAAGAAUUUGCAUCGAGGAAAGAAGAGCCAGCUUACCGUGACAAGACUGCUUCUCUUACGGCAAGCAUAGGCUGCAAAAUAGAGCACUUAACACUAGACGAUUUGGCAGUGCAAAAUGGCGUUUUUUCUGAAAAUGAAGGAAAGGCUACCCCAGGGCCUCCCAUUCAAGACUCUCAGCCUUCCCUUUCCCGUUCGGUGCCUCCGCUUUCCCAGUCUGCUCUUAAUGUCCCUGCUUUGCCAGUGGAAUACCUAGAGAUGGAACUUCAAGAAAACAUCGGCCAGGAAAGUUCUCCAAUGGAGGACUCCCUGCCUCUGAUUUCAGAGGGGCCCCUUGUCCAAGUUCCUGUGUCCAGAGCCGUUCAGCUGACAAGGGACGAUGCCGCGAAAACUAUUUUGUUGUUAGAACUUGAUAUUUCUGAGACGACUUUCAGCUACCAGCCUGGCGAUGCUUUUAAUGUCAUUUGCCCCAACUAUGCCAGCGAGGUGGAUGAGCUGCUUCACUUGUUGGGACUGUCAGAAAAGAAAGAACAUCUUGUUUGCUUGAAGGUUAAGCCCGGCACUAAAAAGAAAGGAGCAGACGUGCCAGGGUAUAUACCUGAAAAAAGUUCUGUGAAUUUCAUUCUCACUUGGUGUCUGGAAAUAAGAGCCGUUCCCAAAAAGGCGUUUUUACGCUCCCUAGUAGAGUACACAGCUGAUACUGGGGCAAAGAGGAGGCUUCAGGAGCUGUGCAGCAAGCAAGGGGCUUCCGAUUACAACGCUUUUGUCCGAGACGCCGGUGUCUGCCUGCUGGAUCUGCUCCGCGCUUUCCCAGCCUGCAAGCCCCCGCUGAGCCUGCUGAUUGAGCACCUUCCCAAAUUGCAAGCCAGACCCUACUCUGCUGCAAGCUCCAGUUUAUUUCAGCCUGGAAAGAUGAGUUUCGUCUUUAAUGUUCUGGAGUUUCCAUCCCAUCUAGGUGAACAGCGAAGAGGCGUCUGUACCGGCUGGUUGGCUGAGCAGGUUGUCCCGUUGCUUCAGUCGAAUACGGAGAACCAGACGCCCUUCAGGCCAAAGAUCACCAUAUCCUCUCGGCGGGUCAACACUUUCCACUUGCCGGAUGAUCCCUCGGUUCCUUUGUUAAUGGUGGGUCCAGGAACUGGGAUUGCUCCAUUCGUGGGCUUCCUACAACAUCGAGAGAAGCUCCGAGAAGACCGGAAAGGAAGCGCUUUUGGAGAGACGUGGCUGUUUUUUGGCUGCCGGUCGGAGGCCAAAGAUUACUUGUUCCAGGAGGAGCUCCAGCGCUUUGUCGAGAACGGCACUUUGACUCACCUGAAGGUUUGUUUCUCAAGAGACCCCCCACCUCCAGCCCAUCCAGCUGCUCCAAAAUAUGUGCAAGAUCACCUCCGGCUCUGUUCGAAAGAUGUUAUCAGGAUUCUGCUGGAGGAGAGAGGGUGUUUGUACGUGUGCGGGGAUGCAAAAAACAUGGCUAAAGAUGUGAACGAUACUUUAGUGAAUAUCUUAAUCACUGAGAGAGGAGGUGAUAAACUGGGAGCCCUGAAAACACUGGCUACAUUAAGAGAUGAGAAGAGAUACCUGCAGGAUAUCUGGGCCUAAGAACAAGAACCACCUUUGUGCUCACACUUAGUUGGGCAUUGUUGAUCUCUGGAGAGGCCUUUUCCGACCUUCGGCCACAGCUCUGUCAACUUCACCUGCAUCCUUUAAACCAUAACCUUUUAAUUUGUACUCCGACACUUAAAUUUCUCUCAUCUGUUACUCGACUCCUGUCUUAUCCCAGUGGAAAAUUCUGCUUCCUGCACAGUCCUUUCAGAGGAGAGUUUGCACAAAUGGUGUCUCUCUCGAUAAAGAAAUCGUUUAUGGACAGCAGGUAUUCCCACCUGAUUUUUUUUUUCAUGGUAAAGAUUUAAAAUGUAUUAUUGGGGCCUUUUCACGUAUAGUCAGGACUAUUUUGGGGCAGGAACGCACAGGAACGGAGUUCCGGCUGGCUCCCAAGUUGAC
Gekko japonicus is the source of this 2685-nucleotide messenger RNA. RefSeq names its product 5-methyltetrahydrofolate-homocysteine methyltransferase reductase (gene MTRR). The record is from RefSeq and is a predicted model, not a curated record. The coding region runs from base 226 to 2283 and encodes 685 amino acids. Gene Ontology annotation, molecular function: [methionine synthase] reductase (NADPH) activity; FMN binding; flavin adenine dinucleotide binding. Gene Ontology annotation, cellular component: cytosol. Lineage: Eukaryota; Metazoa; Chordata; Lepidosauria; Squamata; Gekkonidae. Gene Ontology annotation, biological process: homocysteine metabolic process. The transcript has 15 exons.